AACAAAAACUGUUACUAUUACAUAAAUAGUCUAUGACUAAAUAGAUUUCAGUUAACUAAGAAAUAUAUAUUUAUAUACAAAUAGCCAUUUCCUGUUGCAUGGUCUGAGUACAUAGCUGAUGAAGGGUGGUUUUAUCAUUUCGACUUGUUAACUAUUAAUUCAGCAGUGUGCAUCUGAGAAGCGGAGCCACGCACCCCAGUAAUCAUGGCUGUGAGCUCGAAUGAAGAGAAGGGUAACCUCAGCUGCUGUGUUUUUAACGGAGACCUGCUCUCCAGCGUUCUGCCUCCGCUUCUCAUUGUGGAGUUCGUGCUGGGAGUGGUGGGCAAUGGGAUUGCGCUGUGGAUUUUCUGUUUCCACUUCAAGCCCUGGAAAACCAGCACAGUCUUCCUGUUCAAUCUGGCCCUAGCCGAUUUCCUCCUGAACGUUAUCCUUCCGUUCCGGACAGAUUACUACUUGAGGAACAAAGACUGGAUCUUCGGAGACGUGUUCUGCAGCAUCUCCCUAUUCAUGCUGGCCAUGAACCGAGCUGGAAGCAUUCUGUUUCUGACUGCCGUUGCCGUGGAUCGAUACUUCAAAGUGGUCCAUCCCCACCACCUUAUAAACACCAAGUCUGUCACGAAGGCUGUGUACACUGCAUGCGCUUUGUGGGUCCUUGCCAUAGCAUUGACUGUGUACCUCCUUACCAAAUCUCACCUGUUUCCUAACGGGAACUUGACACAGUGUGAUAGCUUCACUAUAUGCCUGUUUUCUACGUCUGAUGGUAGUUGGCACAAUGCUCUGUUUGUGCUCGAGUUUUGUGUUUCUCUGAGCAUUGUACUGUACUGUUCUUUCUCUAUAGCCUGGAAACUCAAAGUGAAUCUGCUAGACAAACAAGCCAGGAUAAGGAAAGCUGUGAAGCUUGUAACAGUGGUGGUGGUCAUGUUUGUUGUCUGUUUUCUCCCUAGUAAUGUUACUAGAAUACUGAUCUGGAUCAAAAAUAGAAAACACAUACAUGACUGUGCUGCGUAUGAAGCGCUGGACAUUGGAUUCUACAUAACCAUCAGUCUGACUUACCUGAACAGCAUGCUGGACCCACUUGUGUAUUACUUUUCCAGCCCGACAUUCAAAAAGUAUUACAUUGCUGUCGUGAGUCUCCGGCUGCACAAGAAAGAAGAUCUAUCGGCAGAGGGUACAUCAGACAGAGAUACAACUCGCACCCCGAGUGCAGACCGCUUGUGACAGGUCGCUGCAGCAUGCAUAGCUUAGUUUAAGUAUAGCAUAUCGCACUUAAUUAAUUAAACAGCCUGCAUACAUGUGUAUUGUGAAGCUCAGUAUUACGGGGAAUAUGCAUUUGGAAAAAGGUAUUUUGCUGUAUUGCUAUUUUCAUUUAUUACUGUAUUUAGUAAAUUCCUAAUAAAAACAGUCGAACUUGAUUCAACAGGUUGACCAGAGGUAACUGGAAAGUGUUUAGUGCUUGGAAGAUAGGAACGGUCUGUGUUUUAUAAUGCAGUGAAAUUACUGGCAGUAGUAAGGUGUGCGCGAGACUGCAUGAUAACUCUUACCAUUCCACCCCAAAAUAAAGAGACAACAAACAUCCCGGAACAGUGACGCCAUUGACAAUUUACUGGAGUGGGAAUACACGGUUUUGAAUUGCAUGCAAAUACUUGGAUUAUGCAAUGGCAAAUAUUGUCAUGCUAUUUAUUUCUCUAUGUUGAGGGAUGUCAUAAUUAAAGCCCUGCAAAUCCUCGGAUAUCUACUUUAUAUCCGCGGAUGCGGGUGUGGCGUGUUGUUUUACAUCUUCGCGGGUGGCGGAUCGGAUGCAGAUAUAAUUAUUAAUAUUCGGCUGAUAGAAGUUCAGGCAAUAUAAUUGGCUUGUGGAUGUUCUUUUUUCUAAUGAAAACCUGGAAACCGAACAGCAUUUACCUGCUGAAUCUGGC
Acipenser ruthenus (sterlet) is the source of this 1916-nucleotide messenger RNA. RefSeq names its product hydroxycarboxylic acid receptor 3-like. The coding region runs from base 205 to 1218 and encodes 337 amino acids. Lineage: Eukaryota; Metazoa; Chordata; Actinopteri; Acipenseriformes; Acipenseridae. The transcript is spliced from 2 exons. Gene Ontology annotation, biological process: blood coagulation; thrombin-activated receptor signaling pathway. Gene Ontology annotation, molecular function: thrombin-activated receptor activity. The record is from RefSeq and is a predicted model, not a curated record. Gene Ontology annotation, cellular component: membrane.